Molecule: messenger RNA, 4769 nt
Organism: Chelmon rostratus (copperband butterflyfish)
Lineage: Eukaryota; Metazoa; Chordata; Actinopteri; Chaetodontiformes; Chaetodontidae
Gene: golga3
Product: golgin A3
Exons: 24
Coding region: 177-4769 (1530 amino acids)
Source: RefSeq, a predicted model, not a curated record
GGGACGGAAACCAAACAGCCACGUAGUGAAAGGCGAAGCUCGCAAAGAGGGUUGUCUGUGUUCAGAAGUGUCCCUGGAUGCUGACAUGCUCCCUGCUAUCCUGCCUCCUAAGACGAUGGUUUUGUGAGAACUUCUUUCCAAAGUCGCACCAGCAGUAUUGACUGUUCAGUUUCUUCAUGGAAAUGGAUAGUAACGAAUCAGAAGCAGCUCAAAUGGAGGUUAAUGCUUACAAGGAAGCCCAUGUUAUAAAAUCCAAAGAGGCUGAAGCCCAUCCUGUGGAAGAUGAACCGCAAUUGAAACAACAAGGGCUGGAGAACACACAAAUCACAAAAGGGGAUAUUCAUAAUGGUCCUGUCAGUUCAGAUGUGAUGCCAAACGGAGAUGGACUGGCAGAAGGCUUCGGUGCAGCAGGGAAUACCCAUAUAAAUGGGUCCCUGCCUCCAACAGCCCCUCCCCAGAGCACCAGCUCCCCUGUCAACCCCCAGACCCACGAGCCCUCCCCAGGUGUGGCUUCUUAUCCACCCAUGAUGCUAGAGAAGUCUGAGGGGGCUAGUGCUGAGGUCACGAUUCACACGGGUGAUUCAUUGCAGUCGCUCAGACUCAGUAUGCCUAUGCAGGAGACUGAAUUGUCCACCCAGAAGCCAUCAUUGGAGAUGGAGAAUGAGGAGAAGAUUCGCCUGGAGGCUCGCCGGCGUCUGGAGGAGCAACUCAAACAGUACAGAGUGCAGAGACAUAAGGAGAGGUCUCACCGCACCACGCCCAAGAACAGGCCAUUCAGCACCCUGGAUCCAGAGCUCAUGCUGCAUCCUGAGGCUCUGCCCAGGGCCAACACUGUUGCCAUGACCAAGGAGUAUUCUUUCCUGAGGACCAGUGUCCCCCGUGGUCCCAAACUGGGUAGCUUGGGAAUUCCACCUUCCAAGGAGAGAAAGUCCAGAUCACCCCGCCCGAGCAAGAUCCACUCCUUAGCUGACUACAAGUCUCCUGAGAGUGAUGGUGGAGGUGGAGGUGGAGGUGGAGUAAGAACGGCAGAUAACACCAUGAGCUCCCUCCAGUCCACCAUUAGCUCAGUGUCCACUUUGUCUGAGGUCAGUGUGAUGUCGGAGGGCAGUACCUGUGAGACAGAGGCACAGUCUGGUGCUUCGCUCCAAGUCCCGGACAAUGUCUCAGAAAUUGAUGGCAGCGAAUCAGGAACAAGGCCAGGGAACGACGGCAAUGACAGCGACAGCUCGUCUUACAGCAGCGUGUCUACCAGGGGGACAUACGGCAUGCUCUCUGCGGCAGUGGAAAGGCAGCGGGGGCCCUACACGGUGGAGGGGAGGGAGAUCGCCCCAGAGGCUAUGGGUCAGUUCCCUUCCCUGCAGGAGGUUCUGCAGGCGGCCAGUGAAGAGCAGCACUUGCUGGAGCUGGAGCAGGAGAGAGAAGGGACAGCGGAGCCUCGCAGCCGCAGGGACAGCUUCUCCAGCAGUGUUUCUUUGGAGAGUUCAGUGAUGGGCCAUGAUGAAAUGCUGCAGGUGUUGAAAGAGAAAAUGAGACUGGAGGGUCAGCUGGAGUCUUUGUCAUCUGAGGCCAAUCAGGCUCUCAAGGAGAAGACAGAGCUUCAGGCCCAGCUCGCUUCAGUGAAUGCUCAGCUGCAGGCUAAGAAGGAGGAGGCCCAGUUCAGCCAGGAGAAGCAGAGCGCCCUCACCACAGAGGUUGGCACUCUGCGACAAAACUGCAGCCAGCUAGAGAAGGCAAUGGUGGAGCUCCAGGGCAGUCUGGAGAGUAAGAAUGCCAGUCUGGCUUCUCUAAGCAAUGACCUGAAAGUGGCUGAAGAUCAAUACAACAGGCUCAUGGGGAGGGUGGAGGAGAUGCAAAACACUGUAGUCUCCAGAGACAAUACAGUUCAGGAGUUACGUCUGCAAAUGACUGGUCUUCAGAGCCAGCUUCAACAGGUCCAGCUGGAGCGCAGCACCCUGCAGAGCCGAAUGAAGACGUCCCAGGCUGAAAUUGACUCACUCCAGCAGGUCCGACAGUGGUACCAGCAGCAGCUAGCACUGGCCCAGGAGGCGAAAGUACGACUGCAGAGUGAAAUGGCCAACAUGCAGGCUGGACAGAUGACUCAGAUUGGUGUUGUGGAACAUCUGAAGCUGGAGAAUGUAACGCUGUCCCACCAACUCACCGAGACCCAGCACCGCUCCAUCAAAGACAAAGAGCGUAUUGCUGUUCAGCUGCAGAGCAUUGAGGCCGACAUGCUGACCCAGGAAGCUAAUUACAAGCAGAUCCGGGAUGCAAAGACCAUGGUAGAGGAUGAUCUGCAGCACAAACUGGAGGAGUUUGAAGAAGAGCGGGAACAUUUAUUGAAACUGGCCAACACAGCCGGCACCCUGGAAAGAGAACUAGAACAGGUGAGGUUGACCCUUUCCCAGAAAGAUGUGCAGCUGCAGUCACUCCAGAAAGAGCAUCUGGAGCUGAUGCGCCAGCUGACCACCACUCAGGAGAACCUGCACACCAAAGAGCAGUCCAUCAACCAGCUAGAGGCUCGGUACCUGGAGCUUGAAGCCCAGCUGGCUGAGCUGCAGACAGAGAGCAGCGCCAAGGACGACAGCAUCCAGUACCUCCAGAACGAGAAGAUUGUCCUGGAGGUAGCGCUGCAGGCAGCCCGUGCCGACAAGAGCCAACUUGACGAGAAUGCUGAACGGCUCGGAGAGGAUGUUCUGGUGGCUUCAGAUGUCUUGGAUCAGCUGAGACAGGAAGUCCAAGUCAAAGCCAAUCAGAUUGAAACUCUUCAACAGGAAAAUAGUUUGCUGAAGAAACAAGCUCAGAAACUGAAGGAGCAGUUCCAGCAACAGAAGGUGAUGGUGGAAGCCUACCGUCGGGACGCCAGCUCCAAAGACCAGUUGAUCAGUGAGCUCAAGUCCACCAAAAAGCGUCUGUUGGCAGAGGUGAAGGACCUGAAGCAGGAGCUGCUGGGCGUUCAGGGGGAGAAGCAGAAGGUAGAGCUGGAGCAGGCCCGGCUGCAGAAAGAGGUGGUGAGAGUCCAGGAGCAGAUGAGCAACAUGGAGGCCCAUCUGCAAGCCAUUCAGACAGAGAGGGAUCAGCUAGAAACUCAGAUCCAGUCUCUACAGUUUGAUCAGAGCCAGCUAGCAGCUGUGACAGAAGAGAACGAAGGCCUGAGGAAACAGGUGGAGCAAAUGGAGGGAGAAGCCAAAAAGGCCAUCUCGGAGCAGAAGGUGCGCAUGAAGCGGCUGGGGACAGACUUGACCAGCGCUCAGAAGGAGAUGAAGGCCAAACACAAGGCCUAUGAGAACGCCGUGGGCAUUCUGAGUAGGAGGCUCCAAGAGGCUCUGACAGACAAGGAGACGGCUGAGGCAGAGCUGGUCAAACUCAAGGCCCAGGUGUCAGAUGGGGGAAACAGCCAGGCCUUACAGGAGAAGAUUAAGGCUCUGCAGGCUGAGCUGCAGGUUGUGACCAACAGUAAGACCAUGCUAGAGAAGGAGCUGCAGGAAGUGAUCAACCUCACCACCACAGAGCUGGAGGAGUACCAGGAGAAGGUCCUGGAGCUUGAGGAUGAGCUUCAAGAGUCACGAUGCUUCAAGAAGCGGAUUCGUAAAUUAGAAGAUGCCAACAAGAAGCUAGCACUUGAGCUGGAACAUGAAAAAGGGAAGUUGGCUGGAUUGGCACAGUCCCACAAUACACUGCGUGAGCAUUCCAACAUUUUGGAGUCUGCCUUAGCUAAGAGAGAGGCAGAUCUUGUCCAGCUCAACUUACAGGUUCAAGCUGUUCUGAAGCGUAAAGAGGAGGAGGAUCAGCAAAUGAGGCAGGUGGUACAAACCCUACAGCUUGCCUUGGAAAAGGAGAAAACCAAAGUCAAGGACCUGAAAGAACAGGUGGCAGCAGCAAAGGCUGAAGCAGCCCACAAUAGACGGCACUACAGGGCAGCCGUGCUGGAACUGUCCGAGAUCAAGAAGGACCUACAGGCCAAAGAGGACCUGGUCAAAGCUCUGCAGACUGAAUCCCACAAAUUACAGGCUCAGGAUGAGCAACACGCUCAGGAGGUUUCCAGGUUCCAAGAGGAGCUGGCUGAGGCCCAUUCACAGCUUCAGAUCCUCCAGAAACAACUUGACGAGGAACUGGCCAAGCAGCCCCUCACUAACCAGGAGGUCGAGGACCUGAAGUGGGAGCUGGAGCAGCGGCAGAGGGAGAUUGAGGCUCAGAAGCAGCAGAUGGAGAUGAUGGAGCAGUGUCACCACAGGGAGCUGGACAACCUACAGAGAGCUCUGCAGAACAUCAAGGUGGAGCUGGAGACGGUGCAGGAGGAGCUGAGCAGCACCAGGAAGGACAAGUUUAUGCUGCAGGCCAAAGUGGGUGAGCUGAGGAACAGCAUGAAGACGGUCCUGCUCCAGAACCAGCAACUCAAACAGGACUUCAAACAGACCCGCCUACGGAAGCAGCGCAUGGAGCUGAAGAGUGAGGGGAACCCAUCCAACCCGGUGACGCCAGUUAAGAUCCCAGACUGCCCAGUGCCUGCCACUCUGCUGGAUGAGUUGCUGAAACCAUCAACUUCUGUCAACAAGGAGCCCCUCAACAACCUGCACAACUGUCUACGGCAGCUCAAGGAGGAGAUGGACAGCCUCCAAAAGCAGAUGGAGGAACACACAGUAACAGUACAUGAGUCAAUGAGCUCAUGGACAAACACAGAGGAGGAACUGGUUCAACUGGGGCUUCAAAACACAUCGUUAAACAACAUGGUGGUGGAAAAUAACAAUGAGGCAGAGCAGGAGCAAUCAUAA